AGUAUUUCAAAUAGGAAGAGCUCAACCAGCGUAGAGAGCGGACGUGGUAGCCGUUUGGUGAAGCAAUUUGGUGUGGCUUGGGUGGAAAGGCCACCGUUCACGAUGCUUCGACAGGCGAUUUUGGUCCCUCGAAUUUUCAGUUUUCUGGAGAGGUCGGUUCUUGGCUCAGGAGAACGUGCUGGAGGUCUUCUGGCUCAAGAAACGUGCAAGGCAACAUGCUUGCUUUGCGGCCCACAGUCAUCCAGCAUAAAACGACCCCUGCACACGACCGUGCCACGUAGCAAGGCAGAGGACCGCAAGGAAAUGCUGGCAUCCAUGCCCAAGAAGGAUGAAGGCACCGAGGGCGAGAAAACCAUCGAUGUAGACCUCCUCUCAAAAAGGUUUGAGGACAUCUUUCCUGAUGAGAACACACCUAGCAGACUAUUCGAUGGCAUUCCUUACUCGCAACUGAACAUUUGCGACAUCAAAGCUACUAAGAACAAUACAAUUAUCUCCCUGAAUGAUCACAAAGGAAAGGCUUUAAUGUUGAGGUCUUGCGGCAUGGAAGGCUUUAAGAACACCAGACAGGGCACAAACAUUGCUGCUCAGGCUACUGGCAUCAGUCUAGCAAUGCGAGCCAUUGCCAAAGGAUUUAAGGAUCCCGUCCGAGUGAGGGUCAGUGGAAUCGGGCCUGGCAGAAUGUCUGCGAUCAAAGGUCUUUCAAUGGGAGGCAUGAAUGUGGUCUCGAUCACAGACAGCACGAGGGUUUCCUUCGCCCCUACUGCCAGGGCCCGAAAGCAAAGAAGACUGUAGUCAUUAAUCAGGUACUAUGCUUGGUUACAUGGAUUUUUAUUUCAACGUCGAGGAAAUCUUCUCGAACUCUACGCUUACUCACAUCAGCUGUACGGAGACUUGCAAAAAUAAAUUAGUUGCCCGGCAACUUCCAAUUUAAAUUAAAAUUAAA
Molecule: messenger RNA, 943 nt
Organism: Cloeon dipterum
Lineage: Eukaryota; Metazoa; Arthropoda; Insecta; Ephemeroptera; Baetidae
Gene: mRpS11
Product: mitochondrial ribosomal protein S11
Exons: 5
Coding region: 103-792 (229 amino acids)
Biological process (GO): mitochondrial translation
Cellular component (GO): ribosome; mitochondrial small ribosomal subunit
Molecular function (GO): structural constituent of ribosome
Source: RefSeq, a predicted model, not a curated record